Messenger RNA from Myripristis murdjan (pinecone soldierfish), 1144 nucleotides. RefSeq names its product tubulin polymerization-promoting protein family member 2 (gene tppp2). The transcript has 4 exons. Gene Ontology annotation, molecular function: tubulin binding. Gene Ontology annotation, cellular component: microtubule. Lineage: Eukaryota; Metazoa; Chordata; Actinopteri; Holocentriformes; Holocentridae. The record is from RefSeq and is a predicted model, not a curated record. Gene Ontology annotation, biological process: microtubule bundle formation; positive regulation of protein polymerization; microtubule polymerization. The coding region runs from base 142 to 678 and encodes 178 amino acids.
CUGGGAGUGGCAGGAGGAACGCGGAGGAGAAGAAGAAAGAGGAGGAGGAGACGGAGGAGGACAAGCAGCUGCACUCGCCACAGGAUUCCCCAAUCACUAUCUCUGCUCAGCAUCUCCCUCCAUCUACAGCAAAACAGCAGCAUGGCAGAAGGCUCGGUGUCGUCCGCAGACGUGGCAGCUGCCUUCAAGAAGUUUGCGAUCCAUGGAGACACCAAGGCCACAGGGAAGGAGAUGAACGGCAAGAACUUUGCUAAGCUCUGCAAGGACUGCCGCAUCAUCGAUGGCAAGAAUGUCACCACCACGGACGUCGACAUCGUCUUUACUAAAGUCAAGGCAAAGUCAGCUCGUGUAAUCACAUAUGAGCAGUUUCACCAGGCGCUGGUGGAGUUGGCUCCUAAAAGAUUUAAAGGGAAAAGCCAGGAGGAGGCGCUACAGGAUCUUUAUGAUCUCAUUGGUGGGAAGGAGCCGUCCAACGUUGGGAUCACUAGAGUGGCAAAGGCAGCUGCGGUGGACAGACUGACUGAUGUCUCCAAGUACACUGGAUCCCACAAGGAGCGGUUUGACGAGUCCGGCAAAGGAAAAGGAAAAGCCGGGCGCGAGGAAAUCCCAGACACCAGCGGCUACGUGUCGGCUUACAAGGGCCAGGGCACCUACGAUGACAAAGUGAAAGAAGCAUAAUCCGGCCGACAAAACAAAAACUUCACAUCAUGAACUUACUUGCUGGACACGUAAAGCAUAAAAAAACAGCUCAAGUACAAACAAGAAAAUCAUUCAGAUAGGAGUUAGGAAGUUUUCAUGUCACCAGUGAUAGCCAAAUGGGAAACAAACCGAUAGUAGUCCAAAGAAAAUAAGAAUAGAGAUCUAUCAGUACAUACAUACAUACAUGCAUUUUAUUUUAUUUUAUUUUUGAAGGGGUCUUAGCAUGAAAAACGGGGUGCACUGUACAUUUUAAGCGAUUUCAAAGGGACCAAAAAAGAAAAAGCCAAUUUUAGCUCAACCCGCCUUUUAGAAACUAACUCUGCUUUGUACUAUAGCCUAACACUGUGCCUUAUUAUUAUACAGGUUGCCGCUUACAUGUAUAUCCUGAUAUAAUGUUGUGCUAUUUUCUGUCACAUUAUCAGCAAUGAUGAGAGUCCACACACUU